AACAUGGAAGCCACCUUCCUUGUGUAGCUUGGGUUCUUGUCCCGAGGAACUGUGAUGAUAAUCAUAAUAAUUUAUUAUUUAAACCCCGCCCAUCUUUGUGGCAGCCUUUGGACGCAAAGCUAUCUUGUGUAGAGUGGCCACAGAAAUUUCUGAGGAAUUCUGAGGAGAAGUGGAAGUUUUCAAUAAGACCAGCCUAUCUAUAUCAUAACCUUUUCCUCUAAGGCAGGCUUCCUCAACCUCGGCCCUCCAGAUGUUUUGAGACUACAAUUCCCAUCACCCCUGACCACUGGUCCUGCUAACUAGGCACCAUGGGAGUUGUAGGCCAAAAACAUCUGGAGGGCCGAGGUUGAGGAAGCCUGCUCUAAGGGGCUCAAGUGGGCUCAUAUGGUUACAACAACCCUGUGAGGUAGGUUAGGCCAAGAGGCAGUGAGCUUCGUGACUAAGUGAGGAUUCCCAUGAUCUCUGACCACUGGCACUGUUAGCUAGGGAUCAUGGGAGUCGUAGUUCCAAAACAUCUGGGAGCCAAAGGUUGCCUAUGCCUGCACUAGCUAGACACUAUCUCACCAGAGAUAAUAGCCGCUGACUGCAUUCUAUAUUAGCUGCUGUUUCCAUGCAGUCUUCAAAGGGAGCCUCGUGUAUUGCCCCCAUCCCAACCAAAAGUUGCUCCAUAAGGUUCUUCUCUAUUUUCAAAGGAAGGGGUGGAGGUUUUAGCUCUGUGUUCUGAUUUCUGGUUCUUUAUAGUGUUGUGAAGACGGUGCUUUACAGAGGAAAAUGCGCACAAGGCAGGUCCCUGCCCCCAAGCAGAUUACAAAUAAAAGUUUAAAUGAAACCAUAUAUCCUAAAGACGCCAACUUCAUUCCUGCUGGCCUUCAUUCCAAAACAAAACCAAGCGCUGAAACUCCUGGAAUCUCUCGCUGCUUGGAGAUUGGGGUAACAGUAUCUUCAAUGUGUCUGAGCAGGGAUGCUGAGGCAGAAUAAAAAGGCAAACUGUCCCCUGUCUCGAGACGGCAGGAGCAAGAGAGUCUCCACCAUCACAUUCCUGGAGCAUUCGAGCCGAGCUUUUGCGGACCUCGGGGGAAAUCAGAGCAAACAGCUGCCUCCCACAUGGAGGCGUUGGCAGGGGUGAGCCGUUCCUCUUGCCCUUUCUCGCCGCCGCACUCCAGGACUGGCGCGAGGGCACACAGGGAGCCACGUCCAGACCGGCACUUGCCUCUUCCCUUGUCAUGUCGACCCACAUGGACUACAACUCCUGCCCGAGAGGUUGCCCCACCAUGGAUAGCCUGGAAAGGCAGCUCAUUUGCCCCAUUUGUUUGGAGAUGUUUACCAAGCCGGUGGUCAUCCUGCCCUGUCAGCACAACUUGUGCAGGAAAUGUGCCAACGACAUCUUUCAGUCUCGAGGAACGACCUUGGGCUCUGCGGGGAGGUUUCGCUGCCCGUCUUGCCGCCAUGAAGUGGUCCUCGACAGACAUGGCAUCUACGGACUGCAAAGGAACCUUCUGGUUGAGAACAUCAUUGAUAUUUAUAAGCAAGAAUCAGCCAGGGGGCCCGAGAGACCCCCUUUAAAAACCGAGCACCCGAUUUGCGAAGAGCAUGAAGAAGAAAGGAUCAACAUCUAUUGCGUGACCUGCGGGGUCCCCACGUGCUCCCUCUGCAAGGUCUUCGGGGAGCACAAGGAUUGCGAGGUGGCGCCUCUCUCUGACAUCUACAUGCAACAAAAGGCAGAGCUGACGGGGGGGAUUGGUGCACUCGUGGCUGCGAACGACCGGAUCCAGGCCUACGUUGGGGAUUUGCAAGGCUCCUGCAGGAACGUUGAGCACAACUGCAAAGCCCAGAAGCAGGCCCUGUGCGAGAAGUUUGAUCGCAUGUGUGCCAUUUUGGAAGAGAGGCGGAAGAUCAUGCUGCAGAGGAUCACCUACGAACAGGAGGAAAAGAUCCAGCACCUGAAAUCCCUCUGCAAAACAUGUGGCGACCAUAUUGAGUCUUCUUCCAAAUUGGUGGACACAGCCUUGCAGUCCAUGGAGGAGCCGCAGAUGGCUGUAUUUGUGCAGAACGCCAAAGUUCUCAUCCAGAAGAUUUCUGAAAUGUCCCAGAGCUGCAAACCUGAGAAGCUGGAGUCAGGCUAUGACAACAUGGAUCACUACAUGGUCGAUUUCAAUGCGGAAGAACGACUUCUCUACCAGCUGGAUUUUAUCAAAGUUGAAGAAGAAUCUGAGCCAAUGGCAGAGGAAGAUGGAGCCUCUGCCGAGGCUGAAGAUGCUUUGGCAGAGUACGGGGCAGCAGCUGGCGAGGGACGAGAGGACCCUGAGAAGGAAGAGCAGGCUCAAGGAAGAGCCCCAAUGACAAAUGAGACGCUGAGCAGUGGGGUGAAAGCUACACCGCAGGCUGGGACAGAAGUCCUGGCUGGCAAAGAGGACGAUUUAUGGGGUGGCCAGCAGAGUCAGCUGGAUGGGGAGCUCCAUCUGACCGGCUCCAGUCCCCCAGCGACCUUGCCAGAAUGCAAUUUACAGAGUAAUGUUCUCACCCAAGACAUGGAGCAGCCCAAAGUGGAGGGAGACGCUAGUGAAGCCUUCAGCACCACGGACAGCUCAGCAGAGACCGAGGAGAGCAGAGGCCUGGGCAGUGGUAGGGAAGGCGAAGCUGGUCAUGCCCAUCUUCUGAACGGGAUGGCAUCUGCCACCAGCCAGGCUCCUGCAUCCAGUCCCACCGCUGAGAGAUGGAGAAGUGAGGAGAUUACUGAACCUCUCCUCAGCAGCUUCUUCAACCCGACGACCCUUUGGCUACACGAUUAAGGAGAGUUAGUGCAUAGGUCCAACUGCACCCUUCAGGAGAAUCUAUUGCUCAGCACAUCAGUUGACCUAACCCACUCCGUUGUGCAAGAUCAUCAAGGAGGGAGACGCACCAGUGCAGAGCUCAAGCAAGUGAGCCAGACCACAUACUCAAAAGGACAGCACCCCCUUGGCACUCCUCAGCAUUCCUAUUUCCUCUCCUUUCACUGUUACCCCCCCCCCCAACCACAUUCUCACCUUAUUCUCUUCCACUUUGGUGCUUUCCAGAGAGGAGUAUUAAAUUCAAGAUGAUGCAAAGUGCAUCCCCACUCUUUGAAUUUGUUUAGAACCUGUGAUUUGCAGAGGUUGAAGGCCCCGCCUGUGUUUGACCCCAGCUUAAGAAGGAAGCAGCCUUAUUAAAAAAUAAAGUUUAUUCCGGACACUUCAGUGUA
Molecule: messenger RNA, 3217 nt
Organism: Zootoca vivipara (common lizard)
Lineage: Eukaryota; Metazoa; Chordata; Lepidosauria; Squamata; Lacertidae
Product: tripartite motif-containing protein 54-like
Biological process (GO): regulation of microtubule cytoskeleton organization
Cellular component (GO): cytoplasm
Molecular function (GO): zinc ion binding
Source: RefSeq, a predicted model, not a curated record